Bufo bufo (common toad) is the source of this 1201-nucleotide messenger RNA. RefSeq lists its product as uncharacterized. The transcript has 7 exons. Lineage: Eukaryota; Metazoa; Chordata; Amphibia; Anura; Bufonidae. The record is from RefSeq and is a predicted model, not a curated record. Bases 86 to 1201 code for a protein of 371 amino acids.
GAGCAAAUGCUGUCCUGCUACCACACACCCAUUACUGCUCAUACCCUGAACCUUCUAAGAUCUUCUCAGGUGUGCCGUAGAUCUAAUGUCAUCCAUGAUGCUGAAAACAGGACCUCUGUAUUUCUACGACCAGUUGAAAACAAAGACAAUUAAAAGAAUGAAGAAAGUGCCAGAGGAAUUACCGUCAGAUAUGAAGUACCUGAACAUCAAUCCACGUCUUGCAAGCUUCAUUAACAGCCUGAACAAAAAUAAAAAAGGGAUUUCUGCUCAAGCUGAAAAGAAGCAUGUGAUAUCACCUAAAGAAGAGAAGCAGCAUAAAGAGAAGUAUACCGUGCUACCGGAGAUUGGCGCACCUAGCUUUGUCAAGAAUGGGGGAGACAUCCAUAACCAGAAGCUCAGUCAGGGCGUCCAUGAUGAGGACCAGUUCAUGAACCCAUUUGAAGACUAUAAAUAUGUUGCUCCAACUUUGCUUUAUGAGCUUGGGAAGCUAUUGCGUUUCUUCUCACGGUAUGAGAUUGUUUUCCCUCAAGGUGUGGUGAAUGUGCUGAACUAUAGUUGGAAGGAGCUUAUUGAAGGAGCAGUUUACCCAAAAAAGCAGUGGCAAUCACUGACGUCCAAGAAGACAGUAGACACAAGUGAACAAUCAGCUGCAGAGGAGAGUGAGUACAAAACCCCUGCCAACCUGGAGAGUGGAGACAAUAUCAAGAAUAAUAAAAAUAAAGCCAACACUACACUACUGGAGGGCAGCAAGGAUAAAGCGGGACAAGAACUUAGCCACAUGAAGCCUGCAGGAAACAAAUCCCCUCAGAACUUUGCAGCCCAUUUACCAGUUACCAUCAGUUUCUCAAUGUCAUCUAGAGUAUGUGAAGACAAAGGAUGGGUUUCACAAACAAAUGAAUCCAAAUCUGAGGAUAUGGAGUGGAAAAGAUUGAUUUCCUGGGCCCUAGAGAGACUGCAGCUUGCACAGAUCCAAAUAAACAAGCAGUUAUCAGAGUUACAUGAGAAAGGAUUCUGUAAACCAGUUAUCCUCCGGUACUAUGAAAAUACUAAAAAAGAUUCAUUCAUAAAGCAAAAGAAGCACUGUAAGCCUCCAGUACAUGUGCUGACAAAUGGAAAACCACAUAUCCCAGACAUCAUACGGGAAAAUUCUUCUUUGCGCAAACUCCAUUAUGCACUCAUUGAUGGUUCUGCAAUGGUUUAA